Molecule: messenger RNA, 828 nt
Organism: Diutina rugosa
Lineage: Eukaryota; Fungi; Ascomycota; Pichiomycetes; Serinales; Debaryomycetaceae
Exons: 1
Coding region: 1-828 (275 amino acids)
Biological process (GO): vesicle-mediated transport
Molecular function (GO): protein-macromolecule adaptor activity
Source: RefSeq, a predicted model, not a curated record
AUGACACCGAACUAUGUUUUGGUCCUUGGGGCUCCUCAUUCAGGGAAAAUCAGAGUGGUGAAAUAUCUCAGCAAUGACGCUGAAUUUGAAAUCAAUGAAGCAUCGCAUAGUGGCAUCAUCGUGCCCGCUAACCUUACCAACAAGUACUUUUCUGCUAAUAUCCGUUUCCUUAUCGAUGAGUUCCCCGAUAAUCGAGACAAUGCUACCGAGGCCGAGCAGUUGAAAGCGAUGGAUAAAUGGUACCAGGACUUUUCGUCAUCGGAGUAUGCCGAACUUCGAGAAGCCAUUGACGGGGUGAUUUUCUGUUUCAAUUUAAGCGAAGUGAGUGAGACCUACUUGGAGAAAUGUCUUUCUAUGCUUGAAGAUUUCCGGGAGAGUAUGGAAGAAAUGGAUGACACUUGGUCGGGGUUCAUUGUGGUGGUAGGUAUAGAUCUGGCCUCCCCUGACGCCGUUGGAGAGAUUGAGGAUGCGGUAGCAUUGCGAGCAAUGGAGUUUGUCAAUUACGAUGAAGAAGGCACUAAUGAGUUUAGAGAACGGUUAGGCAAAGACCGUUUGCGAGAGAUUCUCGAUACUCACGAGUGGCAAUCACUGGAAAGUAUUCCUAAGUCGCCAUCACGAUGUGCAACCUACGAGGAAGCCCGACAGGCUCGGGCCGAAGAAAUGUCGGAGCCACUUACCCGCAAACCGCAGCCGAUGAACACCAAACUCGAUCUUUCAGAGGUGAUUGGUAAGCUUGAUCAGGCGAAGAUGCUGAUGGACGGCAUGACCGAAGAGCAGAAGCAGACUUACGCUAAGGGGGUGGUAAACGACUUGUUGAAUUUCCUUUAA